Ctenopharyngodon idella (grass carp) is the source of this 3741-nucleotide messenger RNA. It is a transcript of the gene enc3, whose product is annotated as ectodermal-neural cortex 3. The record is from RefSeq and is a predicted model, not a curated record. Gene Ontology annotation, molecular function: protein binding. The transcript is spliced from 3 exons. Lineage: Eukaryota; Metazoa; Chordata; Actinopteri; Cypriniformes; Xenocyprididae. Bases 175 to 1944 code for a protein of 589 amino acids.
ACUCACUCACAGUAGUAAUGUUCCCCAGUGUGUAACAGGCGGAUCUCGCAGACUGAUCUCAUCACGAGAAAUGUUACUACUGAAAUCUUUCAAGACGUCCUAAAGUAACACCCGUCUUUAAAAGUCUAAUGCAUACUGUGCAAGUCCGCGCGACGAAAGGAAAUAAGUUCAAAGAUGUCUGUCAGUAAUCACGAGAACCGAAAGUCGAGGUCAAGCUCUGGAUCCAUGAACAUCCAGCUGUUCCACAAGACGUCACAUGCAGACAGCUUGCUUACCCACCUCAACCUCCUCCGCAAGCGACGUGUUUUCACGGAUGUAGUCCUGCGUGCUGGACAUCGAGCAUUCCCAUGCCACCGGGCGGUUCUGGCAUCAUGUAGCCGCUAUUUUGAGGCCAUGUUCAGCGGUGGCCUGAAGGAGAGCCGAGACGCCGAGGUCAACUUCCACGACUCUUUGCACCCGGAGGUUCUGGAGCUUCUGCUAGACUACGCCUACUCUGCCCGGGUGAUCAUCAACGAGGAAAAUGCAGAGUCUUUGCUGGAGGCUAGCGACAUGCUCCAGUUCCACGACAUCCGUGACGCCGCCGCAGAAUUCCUGGAGAAGAACCUGCAUCCGUCCAACUGUCUUGGGAUGAUGCUUUUGUCUGAUGCUCAUCAGUGCCAGAAGUUGUAUGAACUUUCUUGGAGGAUGUGCCUGGCAAAUUUUGCUAAUCUCUACCACACCGAGGACUUCCUAAGCCUGCCCAAAGAUAAAGUUCAGGAGCUCGUUUUUAGUGAGGAGUUGGAGGUUGAGGAUGAAAGCAUUGUGUACGAGGCUGUUAUUGACUGGGUUAGAGCAGACAUUGGGAGAAGACAUCUGGAUCUUCCCGACCUUCUUCGCUGCGUUCGCCUCGCCCUGCUCCCAGAGAGCUACCUGCUAAAGAAUGUUGCGUCCGAGGAGCUCGUCAUGGGACACAAGGUGGGCCGUGAGAUUGUGGAAGACGCUGUCCGUUGCAAAAUGAAGAUCCUGCAGAACGAUGGAGUCGUCACAGGCUUCUGCGCCCGACCCCGGAAGGUCAGCCAAGCCCUCCUGCUUCUAGGAGGCCAAACGUUCAUGUGUGACAAAGUAUACAUGAUUGAUCACAAGGCCAAAGAGAUCACUCCCAAAACGGACCUUCCUAGCCCUCGCAAAGAGUGUAGUGCUUGCGCUAUUGGCUGUAAAGUAUAUGUCACAGGUGGUCGAGGGUCUGAAAAUGGGUCUUCAAAAGACGUUUGGGUCUAUGACACCUUGCACGACGAAUGGUCCAAAGCUGCACCAAUGCUCGUUGCUAGAUUUGGACAUGGUUCAGCAGAACUUGACCAUAUCCUGUAUGUAGUAGGUGGACACACAUCCCUUGCGGGGUCAUUCCCUGCAUCCCCAUCUGUGUCUCUCAAACAAGUGGAGCAGUACAACCCCCAAUCCAACAAGUGGACACUGGUAGCUCCUCUUCGAGAGGGUGUGAGCAAUGCUGCUGUCGUAGGGGCCAAAAACAAACUCUUUGCUUUUGGAGGGACUAGUGUAAAUAGGGACAAAUAUCCUAAGGUUCAGUGCUUUGACCCCUGUGAGAACAGGUGGACUGUCCCGGCCACUUGUCCUCAGCUUUGGCGUUACACAGCGGCAGCAGUUGUUGGGAACCAUGUUGUGGUCAUUGGCGGAGAUACUGAGUUCUCGGCGAGCUCCGCGUACCGCUUCAAUAGCGAGACGUUCCAGUGGACCAAGUUUGGUGACGUGACUUCCAGGAGAAUAAGCUGUCAUGCAGUGGCAUCGGGGAAUCGCCUGUACGUGGUCGGGGGAUACUUUGGGGCACAGAGGUGUAAAACCUUGGACUGCUAUGACCCCUCAACGGACUCAUGGGAUAGCAUAACAAGUGUACCAUAUUCGCUUAUCCCGACAGCAUUUGUCAGCACCUGGAAGUACCUCCCAUCUUGAAGAAAAUACAUCUGUUAUUUGAUCUUUCAGCGUUCUCUGGAAUGCGGCCGAGUUUCCCCCCCACGGGGCUUGGGAAUGCCGGGGGGAGGGGGAGGCGCUUUUCCUCCUUCACAUUCACAUGGACCUUUCACUGGAAGCCAAGCCUUAGGUCAGUCGGGAUGGUAACCGUGGCAACCGGAGCCCAUCCCAGGUCGCUGCAGUUCUGAUGGCGAGACUCGACCCAAAAGAGAGAUACAGACAGCAUUGUGAACGCAUGUGUACAUAAACUUACUAGACUUAUCUCUUUAAACUGGGCUGUUUUUAGCCUGAGGUUCCACACUUCGAAGUCUCGCUCACUCACACGGAUCCUGUGCGUUCAUUAAUUAAGUAAUUAUUAACUCUUGCCUCUGGUCACUCACCUUAGUGCAUGAAACAGGGCUCAUUGUGUUCUUAGUAAACUCGGGUGACCUUUGAAAGAGGAAAUGAACCCAAAACUGUUGAAAAAAGUUAGGCUGUGCUGCCUUUUUAUAUCAAAUGUUUUUGAAUAUGGAAUAUAUUACACAUAUUCUAAACACUUUUCUGAUCAGCACUGUAUUCUUGUUAUAAUUGUACUAGACGAAUAGCCAGGCUGGGCUAAUAGACAAGUUUGGGUCAUUUUUCACACCUAAAUAAUAAGAGUAUAUUUUGCAUAAAGAAAAAAAAAGCCUGUUUUUAGGUUGUUUGCAUUGCAGUAUUAUAUGCAAGGCAAAUAAAACUCAUGUUCCCUCCAAAUUCUCAUUACCGUAAUGCAAAAAAGUCAUUACCAUAAUGGAACAGAACAAAGGGUGUAAAGUAGUUAGGGUAAAGUAGUUACACAUAUGCAGAUUCAAAUAUAAAAAAACUAAAAAUAAUGCUUAAAAAUCCUGAACAAAUUACAAUAAAGUGUAAAUAUGAUCUUAAUUGUCAUGAAAAUAAUGUUACAAUGCAAAAUAAGAACCAAAUAAGAAGUUAUAUUUUGCUUGUAGACAGUUUUGAAGCCUGUUUUUAGAUAGUUUGCAUUGUGAUAUUUUCAAGGCAAUUAAUUCUCCAAAUUCUCAUUACUGUAAUGCAAAAAAAAGUGGUUACCAUAAAUAAAAAGAACAAGAAUACAUUAUUUAAAUGAUUAAAGUUAUAAUAUAUAUGUGCAUGCUUAAAAAAACUGGACAAAUUGCGGUAAUGACGAAAAAUGUUCUUAAUUGUCAUGGAAAUAACGUCACUAUGCUAAAACACUCUUAAUGGUCCUAAAAUAGGCUUUCUUUUCUUUAUUUAAAAUACUAGUUUUCGUUCAACUGUAGAAUGUGUAGUUUACAAUGUGAAUAACGGGUGGUUAAACUACUAAAGCAGUGGAUUCCUUCCCUAAUGUUUUUGUGCCAAUGGUUCAAUAAAUUGAACAACCUAGCAAAUGUCUUACAUGUUGUUGCUGUACAUGUAGCCUUAAUUAUGUUCUUUUGUGAAGUAUAUUGUAUUUUUUUAGUAGAUUUUGCACUUGUAUUGAGAUGCUGUCCUUCUCACUGUUGAACGGUCAUCUACACUCAUAAGGGUGUUUUUCUUAAACGUAAGACAUUAGAAUGUGUUGCCUGAGGCCAAAGAAAGCAGCACAGAUAGAGACAUGUUACCAGCUAAAUGUUGCAUUUGCGAACUGUUUUGCAUUGAAAUAUGUUGUCUUAAUUUGUGUACAACUUUUUGAUAUCACUGAUUCUUGUUGUUUGUUUUGGACAUUUAAUGCCAAAUAUAGUUUCUAACAUCUGUCUGUGUGUGUUAAAGACUUUUUUUUUAAUAAAAUGUCUGUGAAAAUGCUAA